CGUAGAAUCGCGAGCGCUAGACCAGGAAAUAGAGGAAGACUGACUAAUCUUUAUCAAAUACAUGUCAAAAUGCGGUUCCGAUUUUGCGGAGAUCUGGAUUGUCCUGACUGGGUCCUUGCAGAAAUAAGCACACUAGCAAGAGUAUCUAGUGUCAAGAUGAAACUUCUCUGUGUGCAAGUCAUUAAAGAUCUUCUUGAUGAGGGCAUCGAUUAUGACAAAGUUUCAAAACUGACAUCAGACGCUAAAUUUGAGAGUGGAGAUGUCAAAGCCAGUAUUGGCGUCCUGAGUUUUAUUUUGUCUAGUGCUGCAAAGCAUGAUGUAGAUGGGGAAUCUCUCUCUAGUGAACUACAGCAACUUGGCCUACCCAAAGAGCACACCACAGGAUUGUGUAAAUCAUAUGAGGAUAAGCACAAUGCUCUACAGGAGAAGCUAAGAGAGAGCAGUCUACGCUUGGGUCAUCUAGAAGCGGUGAACUGGAGGGUGGAUUACACCCUGAGCUCCAGUGAAUUAAAGGAAGUCAAUGAACCCACCGUUCAGCUCAGGCUUCAGGCACAGAACCCAGAGACAGACUCAAUAGAGACCACUGUUGUCUCCAUCACAGCUGACAAAUUCAGAGUACUGUUAACAGAACUCAAGCAAGCACAGGCUAUCAUGAAUUCGCUGCAGUGAUAAUCAUUUGCUGAAUUGUUUAAAUAUUCAUGUUUAUGUGCACUGAAUCUGACUUUGUAUGUAUAAAAGUUUUUGUAACAUUAAAUUGCAACAUAAAGUAGGGUUUGACAUCUAAAGUUCUCUUUGAUUAGUCAACUGUUGUUGAGCAGUGACAAGACAUCUGGUUUCACACAGGGUGGGAAAUUAAUAUGAAACAGAUCUUUUCUUAGCUCUUCCGGUCUAGAAAUAAGGAUCUUAAUUUGCUUUGUCAGGCCUUUGACUACCAAUGACUCAUGUCAUUAAAAACAGAUUUAUGAUUUUUAUUCACAUAAGUUUUUCAUCUCCGAAUGAUUAUUUAAGCACAUUUAUUAUUCAAAAUAAUAUCGUUUUUGUUAUAUAUUAACAUUAUUUGUCAGUAUUAUUUCUCAAUAAAAUUCAUUAAUGGCUUCA
Triplophysa dalaica is the source of this 1098-nucleotide messenger RNA. RefSeq names its product COMM domain containing 4 (gene commd4). The coding region runs from base 70 to 669 and encodes 199 amino acids. The transcript has 8 exons. Lineage: Eukaryota; Metazoa; Chordata; Actinopteri; Cypriniformes; Nemacheilidae. The record is from RefSeq and is a predicted model, not a curated record.